Lytechinus variegatus (green sea urchin) is the source of this 945-nucleotide messenger RNA. Its product is annotated as transcription initiation factor TFIID subunit 12-like. The coding region runs from base 106 to 930 and encodes 274 amino acids. Gene Ontology annotation, cellular component: transcription factor TFIID complex; SAGA complex; SLIK (SAGA-like) complex. Gene Ontology annotation, biological process: DNA-templated transcription initiation; RNA polymerase II preinitiation complex assembly. The transcript is spliced from 8 exons. Gene Ontology annotation, molecular function: protein heterodimerization activity; DNA binding; TBP-class protein binding. Lineage: Eukaryota; Metazoa; Echinodermata; Echinoidea; Temnopleuroida; Toxopneustidae. The record is from RefSeq and is a predicted model, not a curated record.
UAAAUGAACUGCUUGGAAGAGGGAAAAGGGAUCUUAUACCAGAUGAAAUGUAUGAGGAUGAGAAAAACAAGACAAAGAAGAACAAGUUCCAAUUAGUUCCUGACCAUGAAUCCUCAGACAUCAACCAACCAGUCAGUACCACCCUUGGUACCAAUUACAUCAGGUUCAGCUGUUCAAGGAAGCGGAGGAGGAGGUGUUCCCAAAGCAGCUGUACCUUGUAAAACACUUCAGGAAACCAUCAAGGCCAUUGAAACUCAGAUAAAUAUUAUGGAGAAGAUUGGUCAGCUUUCAUCAAAGCAAGAAGGUGACUUGACUAAGCUUCGUGAACUACAUCAGAAGGCUCUGCAGGAACAAGAGAGGCUCCGAGUUGAGAAGAUGCAUGGUAAUAUGGCCCCAAUUCAUCAGCAACCCAACUCGGCUACACAGGCAAUCAAGUCAAUAGCAUCCAGCAGCAACAACAACAGCAAUGUCCAGCUUGGUGCGAGUAGUAGCAGUAGUAGCAGCUCCCAUUCACUGCAGCAUUCGUCAUCUAGUAUACGUGAUACGCCUAGAGAAUCACCCAUCUCAAUGUCCAUAGGAGCCGGUGGGGAUACAGGAGAUUCAUCCAAGAUUCUGAACAAGAAGAAGAUCCAAGAUCUUGUGAGAGAGGUUGAUCCAAACACACAGCUUGAUGAAGAUGUUGAAGAGAUGUUGCUUCAAAUAGCUGACGAUUUCAUAGAGAAUAUAGUGACUGCAGGCUGUCAGUUGGCCAAACAUAGAAAGUCUUCAACCCUUGAAGUCAAAGAUAUCCUUAUGCAUCUAGAGAGGAAUUGGAACAUGUGGAUACCAGGCUACGCACCAGACGAAGCACCCAAAGCUCACAAGAGACCCGCAUCUACAGAGGCGCAUAAACAAAGAAUGGCUCUUAUACGAAAAACACUCAAGAAAUAAACAACAUUGGAAUAU